Messenger RNA from Torulaspora delbrueckii, 645 nucleotides. RefSeq lists its product as uncharacterized. The coding region runs from base 1 to 645 and encodes 214 amino acids. NCBI's taxonomy places the organism in Eukaryota, Fungi, Ascomycota, Saccharomycetes, Saccharomycetales, Saccharomycetaceae. The record is from RefSeq and is a predicted model, not a curated record. The transcript has a single exon.
AUGUCGAAAGCAGCUCAGCAGGCUAUUGUUGCCCACAUGAACAGAGAUCACAGGCUAGCCUUGGAGGAUUAUCUGUACGUUUAUGGUAAAGUACCCAUCACGAGCCACAUUAGGUUUGUACGGAUGCAGAACAUCGAGCUGGAGUGUAUGACAUUGCAAUUCACACAUAUGGAACUUGAGACUGACGUGGAGAAGAUAAUUCUGCUUGAACCCCCUUUGAAGGAUUGGAACGAAGCUCGGCCAAGGCUAGUUGAGAUGGCACACUCGGCAGCAGCUAAGAGGGGACUAUCAACUAUUCAGGUCAAUGAUAUGAGGUAUCCAUCUACUGUGGCCGAAUAUGCGCUCAUAUGCGCUAUAUUCCUACCAUUUUUAUGCUAUAAGUUUCGCGGCCUGCUUCAAUGGCUUCCAUUGCCCUCAGUUGUGCUCAAAUUUCUCGAUAAUGAUCUCGUUCUCGGAGGGAUCAUAUUGUUUGCAGUAGUGACUCAUUUAAUUGAAGUAGUGGCUAUCUUGAGACCCAAAUUGCAUUUUUAUAGGGUGCCGACUGAUUUCUUGAUCGAAUGGUACGUAUUUGGCAUGCUAGAAGGCUAUCCAUGUAUAAAGAGACUGGACCGACUAGCGGGUGAGCUUUUGAAACGUCAAAAUUAA